This is a messenger RNA of Pseudomassariella vexata, 1545 nucleotides long. RefSeq names its product histidinol-phosphate aminotransferase. Gene Ontology annotation, biological process: L-histidine biosynthetic process. The coding region runs from base 160 to 1428 and encodes 422 amino acids. Lineage: Eukaryota; Fungi; Ascomycota; Sordariomycetes; Amphisphaeriales; Pseudomassariaceae. Gene Ontology annotation, molecular function: pyridoxal phosphate binding; L-histidinol-phosphate:2-oxoglutarate transaminase activity. The record is from RefSeq and is a predicted model, not a curated record. The transcript has 2 exons.
AUGGCUCUGUAUGGCCCCUGCCAAUCGUGACUCGACGACGUAACUAUGCUGCAGGAGCACUUAUAAAAAUCAGAUCGUCUCGCGUAUCAAGAAGCCGCCUUUGGUCAUUACUGCGCAAAGACGACAAAGUUGUCUGCUCGCACAUUGGACAGUGGCAACAUGGCACCCUUCAAUCUCCAAACCUGCGCCAGGCCCAAUAUCCUGGCGCUCGAGCCGUACCGUUGCGCGCGAGACGACUACAAAGACGAUGGCAAAAAUAUUCUCCUGGAUGCAAACGAGAACGCCUAUGGGCCCCCGCUGCCCAAGUCUGCCGGUGCCGCAGUGUCAGCCUCUGGCGGCCCCGAGAUAGACCUCCUCGGCCUGCACAGAUACCCAGACCCACACCAGCACGACCUAAAGCAGCUUCUCUGCAACUUGCGAAACACCCACCACCACACCUCCAAGACCAUCACUCCCGAGAACCUGUUCGUCGGCGUCGGCAGCGACGAGGCCAUCGACGCCCUGCUGCGGUGUUUCUGCGUGCCGGGCCAGGACCGCAUCCUCGUCUGCCCGCCCACGUAUGGUAUGUACUCGGUCUCGGCGCAGGUGAAUGACGUCGGCCUAGUCAAGGUGCCGUUGCUUCCCGCGCCGUCAUUUGCGCUUGAUGUGGAGAAAAUCAACGCGACGCUGUCGAGUGAGCAGGGCAUCAAGUUGGCGUAUCUGUGCUCGCCGGGCAAUCCUACGGGGUCGCUGCUGGCGAAGGAGGAUGUGCAGAGGAUCCUGGAACACCCUACGUGGAACGGCAUCGUUGUGCUGGAUGAGGCGUACAUCGACUUCUCCAGGGAUGGCUCGUCGUUGGCGGAAUGGGUGGCCGAGUGGCCGAAUCUUGUCGUCAUGCAGACGCUGUCGAAGGCAUUUGGUAUGGCGGGCAUCAGAUUAGGUGCCGCAUUUACGUCGCCGCCUAUUGCGCAGCUGCUCAAUAGUCUGAAGGCACCGUACAAUGUCUCUAGUCCUACGAGUGCGUUGGCCGCGUACGCAAUUUCGGCAGAUGGUCUGUCAGCCAUGAGAGCCAACCGCCAGAAGAUCGUGACGCAACGGGAGCGGUUGCUGAAGGAAUUGGCGAGGAUCGAGGGAGUGGGGAGAUUAAGAGGUGGCACAGAGAGCAAUUUCCUGCUCUUCGAGAUGUUGAACUCGAAGGGGCAGCCCGAUAAUGUCACGGCGCUAUCGGUAUACGAGACGUUGGCGGAGAGCCAGGGCGUGGUGGUGCGAUUCAGGGGCAAAGAGCAUUGCUGUCUUGGUUGUCUGAGAAUCACGGUCGGUACGGAACAGGAAGUCACAAGAUUCCUGAGUGCACUGGAGAAGUCUCUCUCUGAAGUUCGCAGUGCAAAGGGGUCCUUGCCGGUGGAUGAAGCAGCUAAGGAGGUACAGGCGAGUGGAGUUGUGGCCUAGAUAUUCGCACAUGGUGUCUGUUGGCGGAAUAUAAUGUACACACAGCGCUAUGUAUCACGCCAAAGACUCGUCCCGUGGCGUCUCGCCAGCUAAUAAGGCCGUCUCCACUAUAUUGCC